AUGAUGCGCUGUGUAUCUACACUGGUAUUGCUAUCACUCGUCACGAUCGGAUUAUCGUUUUCGAGUACACGACCGUCGUCGGCAUCGUGGAGCCGACCGAGGAGGGCCACUCGCACAGUCGUGUCGGCAAUCCCGGAUGGAUCGGCACCGGCAAGGCGUGCUUUCCUCGUUGGAUGUUUGUCCUCUUUGGGUGCCUUUGCGGUCGCACUCCCGUCCAACGCCAUUCCCAUGGUGACCGCCGACGAAUUCAACAUUAUCCUGCGCGACUCGUCCCGUUCCAUUACUCGGGUCGAGUUCUCCGGCCCGAAGUCCGAAACCGUAACGGUCCGACUCGUUGACGGUACAGCGUUCGGCAUCAAAGAUAUUGUCGAGAGUUCGACGGAUCCGCGGUCUCCCUUGAAGAUUGCGGCGGCUUGUCGGGAAAGCGGAGUGCCUUCCAAGUUUGUCGAGCUGGAAGCCGUCCUGGCGAAUGCCCCCAAGAAAAAGAAACUGUACACCAACCAGCGGGUAGCGGAAGCCAACGAAAAGGAAAAAGAACGACUGGCACGAAUUGCACAAGACGAGGAGAAUCGACUGGCAGAAUUGUACCGCAUGGAAGUAGCCGAAGCCGAACGACUGGCUUCCUCGAAGAAGUAA
Molecule: messenger RNA, 636 nt
Organism: Phaeodactylum tricornutum CCAP 1055/1
Lineage: Eukaryota; Bacillariophyta; Bacillariophyceae; Surirellales; Neidiaceae
Exons: 1
Coding region: 1-636 (211 amino acids)
Source: RefSeq, a predicted model, not a curated record